Molecule: messenger RNA, 4251 nt
Organism: Debaryomyces hansenii CBS767
Lineage: Eukaryota; Fungi; Ascomycota; Pichiomycetes; Serinales; Debaryomycetaceae
Gene: VPS8
Product: CORVET complex membrane-binding subunit
Exons: 1
Coding region: 1-4251 (1416 amino acids)
Biological process (GO): endosomal vesicle fusion; protein targeting to vacuole
Cellular component (GO): late endosome; HOPS complex
Molecular function (GO): protein binding
Source: RefSeq, a predicted model, not a curated record
AUGGGAUCGAUAAGUGAUGAGCAAGCAGAUGACAAUACAUCUCAAUCACCGCCAAAUCUUGGAGUACCGGCUACUUCUAGGAAGAACAUACUAUCACCUAGUAUAAGUGUUGAUUCUACUAUAUCAAAUGGUUCAACACCAAUCAGAAAGCAUAGAUUUGAUGACAGAGCGCAGACCUGGAUAAGUUUGGCAUUAAGAUCACACAAGCAUGAAUUCUCGAGGGACCUGUCUCCAUUUGAUUUAACGAAUUCAAUUAUAUCGGACGAUUCACAAGACAUGCUCAAAUUAACAGAGACACCUAAAAUUACAGAAAUAAUCAAUUCACCUAGUUUUAGAGCUACAUAUGGAUUGGUUGAGUGCAUAGAGCCGUCGAAUAUUUAUAUUGCUGUUGGAACAGAAAAGGGGUUUAUCGUGGGGUUUAACUACCACCAAGGGGUGGAGUAUAUAUUGACUACAGAGGAGGAACGGAAGGAUAAUAAGGAACAAUUUGAAGGAGGAUCCGUGAGCGCAAUUUCGUUUUCAUCUGAUUCUCUGUAUUUAGUGGCCGGUUAUUCUCGUGGGGCAAUCAUUACCUGGAACUUGUCAUCAACAUCUACUACGUCUGCUGGCUGCAUUAAGCCUUAUUAUAUUAUAGAGCCCACUACUUUGGAAAACAGAUUCACACGAAAUGUUCAAGGCCAUUUGCAUAAUAAUCGAAUAAAUAGUGUUUGCUUUAUUGGCUCUCUGCGUUCUCAGUUAAUUUCUUCUGAUGUUUCUGGAUUAGUGUUUUACCAUCAUGGCUUCAAAAAGUUCAUGAAGAAGUAUUUUCAAACGCAAAAGAUUCUUGGGAGAAAUGAUGCCAAUAUCGUUGACAAUGGUGGAAGAUAUAUCAUAUAUGGUUGCGAAAUGCUUCCUUUGGGAUCUGCUCAUCAAAUAACCGAUUACUUGGGGUUGAUUGCUGUAAUGACUGGGAAUGUUUUGGCAAUAGUAUCUGUAUUAUCAUUAAAUAAUCCAAGUAUGAUUAAUAUGAGAGUACAUUUUAAGAUAGGGAGAACAAAACAUUCCAAUAAAACAGGCACACUGGAAGGAUGUUUAAGUUGGUAUCCAUGUAUGAAAAAUGAAAACAAUAAACUACAAAAUGCUAAGUUAGCAUAUGCUUGGAAUAACAUUGUAACGAUUUUGGAAGUAGAUAAUAAUUCGCUUCCAGAAAAUUUAAUCCACAUAAUUGCCGAUUUGAAGGACAAAGAUAAAGCAAUUCCCGUUUUACCAAUUCAAAAAACAUGCAAGUGGAUAUCGUCUAAUAAAUCGAAUUCAAUUGUUUCUCUUAAAUGGAUUUCUAAUAACAUCUUGUUUGCUUACAUCCAAGAACCUUUGAAUUCUGAAUUGACUUUAACCGCAUUGCAUUAUACAUUUGACAAAGGAAAAAGACGUUUAGUGCGUGUUGGUCAGAAUAGUUUAAGAGGAUUACAAAUAGCAUCCAGCAAGGUCUCGAUCGAAUCAAAUAAUAGGGAUACACACUCUACAAGGAAACAAAAUUGCAUCAACUUAUUCAAUAAUUCUAUAAAAGCAUUUAAGAAUAGAUUGUUGGUAUUGGUGGAUGAUGAUACCAAUAAGAAAUUAUUUAUCGGACGACUGAUAAGCUGGGCUGAUAAACUACUUGGUUUAUUAGCGCUGCGAGAGUAUUCAAAAGCACUUUCAACUGCGAAUGACUUUUAUAAUUCCAAGAAUAAUGGUCAACUUGUUUUGGCUGAUUUACCAGAGAACCAGGAGUUAAGACGCGAGAUGUUGAAGCCAUAUUUGGUGAAUAUUAUGAAAGAGUCGAUUAAUAAUAUAUUUGGUGCUGAAGGUUCUGAUUAUGGAUUUCAUCUCGCAACUUAUUUGGAUAUUGUUUCUUAUCUAUAUAAGUACGACGAGAGUCUAUCUGAUGAAUUGUACUUUAUUUUGGAGACAGUUUUUGAGGUACUAAACAACCAGUUUUUAUUUUUUGAUACAAUUGAAUCUUACAUCUUAUCUGGAAAAAUAAUGACAUUACCACCAUUAAUUUUAAAAAAGUUGAUUGAAUAUUAUACACUAAACGAGAAAGGUGAAUUGCUCACAGAGAUGAUAUGCAUAUUGGACGUGAAAACAUUGGAUAUUGAUUUAGCGAUCCAAUUAUGCAAAAAAUAUAAAUUACGGGACUGCCUAAUAUACAUAUGGAAUUUUAUAUUAGGCGAUUACGCAACUCCAUUUGCUGACUUCAUUAAAGAUAUAUGUAACUUAGAUGUUGAUGUCGAUAAUGAUAAUGAAGACUGCUUAAAAGUGUUUUCUUAUAUGUCGUAUAUUUUGACAGGAAGACAAUACCCAACUGAGAAAUUUAUAGAUGUCUCUCAAGAGAAUCCAGCCAAAAAGAGUAUUUAUAAACUUUUAUUCAGUGCUACACUGAUAAGAUAUCCAAAUGAUGAUUCGGAUAUCUUAGUUGCUGGUAGUGAAGAGACGAUUUUUCCAUAUCUAUAUUCCUUAUUGCAAUUUAAUUCUUUCGAAACGCUUUCCACCAUAAAUGAGUUUUUUGAGGACUCUAUUUUAAAUGAUGAUAACAAUUCACAUCUAACUAGACAGUACAUCAUUGAAGCGUUGUUUGAUAUUUACGAAGUGAAUGAAACCACUUUCACUGAUUUUGAUCGCUGCCAACUAGCAAUCUUUGUGGCUAGAAAUUAUCCAAAAUAUUCCCAAUUUAUAAGGCUAUCCGAGUCCGUAUUGAGUAGCAUUAUUGAUGAUUUAUGCACAGUUACCAACCAGGAUAUAAAAUAUGAUUGUGAACUAGCAUUGCAAAGUUUGUUGCCUUUAUAUGAACCCGAUGGAGAAUUAUUUCUAUUGGACAAACUUAAAUCGGCUAGAUUCUACAGUGUUUUAAUCAGUAUCUAUAGGUCAAAAGGUAAGUACUCCAAUGUCUUGAAAACAUGGUUGGAAAAAUCUCAACAGGAGUCAACGGAAAAUGAUACAUUAAGUGGAAUUCUUGAAGAAGCGUUCAUAUAUACUAAGUCUCAUGCAGAUAAAAUAGAUCUUGUCACCUUUAUUAAAAGAAAUUUUCAACAGAUCUUGAUCGUUAAUAUUCCAGAUUUUGUUACUUUGAUAAACAAAUAUUAUCCUUCAUUGCAUUCAGAGGCACUAACGAUUAAUAGUGAUCAAUACUUUUAUGAAUACAUGUACGUCUUACUAGACAUUGUCGAUUUGAAGUCUAUCAAUAUCGAAAACAUGCCCCAAAUAGUUGGAAGAUAUAUGAAAGUUCUAUGUGACUACAAUCCAAGCAAAUUAUAUUCAUUUGUCGAAACAGCUAAUUUAAUAUUGGCUAGAGAUACAAAUGAAUUUGAACUGGUUAAAAAAACCUUUCAGCAAAAAGGUCUCAUAGAGCUGUUGACAAUUCUAUUGAUCUCGCAGCUGAAAUACGAAGAGUCAUUAAACGUGCUACUCCAAAGCAUGGAUCGUCUUAUAGAUUCCGCCAUUUCUAACCAAAAAAAGGAAGAUCUAUUGUCCAAGUUUGCAAAUUGUUUGGGAAGAGCUAUGGAUAUCUGUGAAAUUGAAGACACAUACGUUGAACAUGAUGGCGAUAUGUACCUCAAUGAAAGAUUGUGGCUAACGUUAAUAGAAAAUUGCGUCAAGAUGUCCAAUAUUGCGGCUACUAAAAGAUUAAAAUCUAAAAAUAAUGAAUACCAAAAUGUGUCCGAGUUCUUAGACAGAUGUAUACAUGACUGUUUCAAGAGAAUAAGUGAAUCCAAGCUUAAUCCAAAUGUAAGUGAGAACGAGAAGAAAGAAAAAUCGUUCCUCGUUAUCUUCAAUCGAUUUUUGGAAAAUUCUACCAAGGACUCUAAAAUGACUACCAUAUCCAAUAUACGGGAUAUAUUAAGGGAAGUGUUCAUAUCAUAUUCGUAUGAAAACGAAAUAUUGCUGAUUUCCUUGAAAAUGUUGAAUGAGAGUAUUGGUGAAAGUUUAGAUUUGAUUAAACUAGAUAACCUAAAGGCUUGGACAAUCAAGUCCAAAUGGUGUACUUCGUGUGGUAAAACAAUGUGGGGUCCUGAUGUUCCCAAGGAGCAUUUUAUGGCUUGGGAGGAUCGCCAGCGAGAAGCAUUGAUUCUAGCCCAGGGGCUUGGGAACACUGUGAUUGGUGCGCCAUUUAACGAUAAAAAAUACCAUAAUUGUGAAUUAAUCUUUUUCAAGUGUAAUCAUGGAUACCACAUGUCAUGCUUGGAAAACUUAGGUAGCAAGAGAUCAAAGUCUUGCGUUCUUUGUCUACAAUAA